Trametes versicolor FP-101664 SS1 is the source of this 1583-nucleotide messenger RNA. RefSeq lists its product as uncharacterized. The record is from RefSeq and is a predicted model, not a curated record. The transcript has a single exon. Lineage: Eukaryota; Fungi; Basidiomycota; Agaricomycetes; Polyporales; Polyporaceae. Bases 1 to 1581 code for a protein of 526 amino acids.
AUGAUGCAGGUGUUCCGCGACGUCAUCACCGACGAAGACUGGGCGCGGUUCAAGCAGUACGCAUCGCGCGUGCGAGUUCUGUGCAUUGGCGACGUCAGCCUCGUCCAUGCCAGCGUGUGGACGAUCCUGACUCGUCGUUGUCUGGACGGUGCCCUCCUCCCUCGUCUGGAAUGUCUUGUCGGCUAUGCCAUUGACUCCAUCGGACUCUGCUACACGGAUCUCCUAUCGUCGACGAUACAGGAGCUGCACUUGAACACUGAUGAAAGCGUUGAUGAGGGAACGGUGCGCAUGGUCCUCCCAGCAGUCCGACGUCUUCUCUCCUCCGUCCGACGACUCCACAUCCGCCAUAACCAGGAGCUAGGGAGGCCAUCGGCAAUACCGUUCUGGUCACUCUCCCAGCUACACACCUUGAAAGUCACGCAGCGGAUAAUCCUCGAGAACGAGAUGCUCCGGUCUCUCGCGCGAUUCCAUAACCUUCAGAUCCUUGAACUGAACGUGAAGAAAGCACCGGCUGUCGUGGAGGAUGAGCCUUUAGGAGGAUUUACGAGCUUGCUGGAGCUCACGCUUACGGGAAAGCUCACGGAUAUAGGGUGGUUCCUCAACACGGCCGCUCCUCCCUUAUUGGAAUCUCUGGAGUUCCGCGUUUCGGACAACCCUCCGACUUCACAAGAUAUUAUGCUAGGAAAGCUGCUCGCGAGAAUUCCCAAAAGUCUCCGUCGCUUCUCUGCCUCAUUCACCGCUCCUCUUCCCAACGCACUCACCUGGUACGCCACCGAGCUGUUGGAACCGUUGAGGCCUUUUGGAUGUCUACGCGAGAUCACAUUCGCCUUCCCCUACGCCACAAAAUCCGUCCUCCCUGACGGCAUCUUGUCAUCCUUUCGCAACGUAUGGCCAGAACUUGUCGAAUUCGAAUUUCCGAAACCAAGCCCUGCCAAAGAUCCCAUUUAUGGUGAAUACUAUGAUCGCUGUUACUCUCCACCCAGGCAUGGCCGUGCGCCUCCUCAGGAAAUCGGUCCACCGCCGACCCUCUCGACUCUCGCCUCCUUCGCGCACACCCACCCAUACCUCAAGCGCCUCAUCAUCCCAGCGCUCAAUCUCCAGCCCGGCGCCGUCCCACAUCUUGACUCCGUGCCCAUUCUCGACCACGAGCUCCGCCACCUCGGCGUAGGUGACAUCUCCCGUGGCACGCCCCUGCUCGAUUGCGCACUCAUGUUUGACUUGCUGUUCCCCCGUCUCGACCUGACGGAGGUAGAGAGCACCGCGGCCACGAGCGGCGUCGAUCCCGAUGGGGACUCUUCGAACACGCCGGGCGCUGCGGACGAGGUACAACUCAUGCUCAUGCUCCUUGGUUUGCAAGCUGGGCGCGUCGGUCUGCAUCGGAUGCGCGCGGCGAUGCUCGGCGGGUACACAGGCGACAUUCCGAUUCCUGAGGAUCUUCGCGCGAAAGAUACAUCAAGGAAGGACCAGUCUUCCGUCCGCUCGGACGUACGCGUCGAGUCCAACCAUGACUUUAACCCCGGUGGCCGUGGCCGGUACUAUGAAUCUCCCUUGUAUGAACUUGAACCAGUGGCUAGGCAUUGAAA